UUUUCAAAAUAUUGGAUCGAAUUGGUGGCUGGUGAUUCGAACACGUACCUACAAUGUACAACAUGACGUCAGAAAUUAAAAUCCAACGGAUAAUCCUGAUAGCGGUGUUAGUGACGUUAUUAAAAAGUGUUUCGGUUUCUUGUACCCGUAGACCAAUAAUAGGUGUACUGGCUCAAGAAUUUUCCGUAAUUAAUGGAACAGAAGCCGUCAAAGGGAGAACAGGUAAAUCUAGUUACAUAGCUGCAUCUUACAUCAAAGCGGUGGAAAGCUCAGGAGCCAGAACAAUACCAAUAUUUGUCAAUCGGAAUCGCAAUUAUUACGAACGUAUACUGUACUCGAUAAAUGGAGUAGUAAUUCCUGGUGGAGAUUCACAGUUAAAACCUGGAUAUCCGUAUUACGAUGCAUUUACAACCAUCAUCGAAAUAUCAGAAGAGAUGAACAAAAAAGGAAUCUACUUUCCAAUACUAGCCGUUUGUUUGGGAUUUGAAGCGUUCGUAGUGUUGUACAAUGGCCAUAAAGAUCCUCAAACAACUUGCAAGAUUCAUCAGGAAAAUUAUCCGCUCAAAUUCGAACCUAAAUUCACUGAAAGUUUAUUAUUCGCUAACAUGGAUCAUCAAACCUACAUCAAUUUGAAAUAUUUCCCAGUAACUAUCAAUAACCACUUUUGGUGUACAACUCAAAAAAAUUUCACCAAAUCGCGUAAAUUAUCAAAAAACUGGAAAAUCACAUCAACCGGCGUCAGCUCAAGAGGAUUGAAAUUCAUAGCAACCAUUGAGCACAAGGAGCAUCCUUUUAUUGGAGUUCAAUUCCAUCCAGAAAAAGCGAUUUUCGAAUGGAAAGAAGAAUUAAAUUUACCUCACAGUGAAGCGGCAAUUCAAGCAAAUCGAUACUUCUACGAUGUGUUAGUGAAGCUUUCUAAAUUGAAUAGCAAUAAAUUUGCAACUCAUGAAGAUGAAAGAAAUGCUCUUAUUUAUAACUACAAGCCCCGUUAUCAAGAAGAAUACUCAGUUUUUGUUCAAAUAUAUGUUUUUGAGUAAAU
This is a messenger RNA of Planococcus citri (citrus mealybug), 1039 nucleotides long. Its product is annotated as gamma-glutamyl hydrolase-like. The record is from RefSeq and is a predicted model, not a curated record. Bases 54 to 1037 code for a protein of 327 amino acids. The transcript has 5 exons. NCBI's taxonomy places the organism in Eukaryota, Metazoa, Arthropoda, Insecta, Hemiptera, Pseudococcidae. Gene Ontology annotation, cellular component: vacuole. Gene Ontology annotation, biological process: tetrahydrofolylpolyglutamate metabolic process. Gene Ontology annotation, molecular function: gamma-glutamyl-peptidase activity.